GUCCGGCCCUGGAGAGAGCGAGGUUAGCUUGGUGUGCUCCCGGACGUCUCCUCUUCUCCACUUUAGUUCAUCUUUACAUGUUUCAUGUGCUGACUUUUCAGUUUUUUUGCGUGUUUUAAGUUCUCGUGUAGAUUCUCAGGACAGCACCAUUUAGGCCUCACCUCUGGAGGGACAUUGACACUAAGCCAUGCAUCUGCCUUCACCUGUGCUGCUGUUCCUCACCCUGCUGGUGUGGGGCUCCUCAUCGUGGGCAGGGAAAGUCAUUGUGGUCCCGCCUAUCAUGUUUGAGUCGCACCUGUACAUCUUCAAGACUUUAGCCACGGCUCUGCACCAAGAGGGCCAUGAGACGCACUUCUUGGUAUCAGAAGGUCGAGAGAUCCCACCCUCACCUUACUACCAUUUACAGCGCUACCCAGGGAUUUUUAACAGCAGCUCUGCAGACUCUUUCCUCCAGUCCAAAGUCAACAACAUCUUCUCUGGUCGCUUGACUUUCCUGGAGCUCUUUGACAUCCUGGAUCACUACUCUCAGAACUGUGACGCUGUGGUGGGCAGUGUGGAGGUCAUGACCCGCCUCAAAGAAGCCCAAUUUGACCUGCUGCUGGUGGACCCCAAUGAGAUGUGUGGGUUUGUGAUCGCUCACAUCCUGGGGGUUCAGUAUGCUGUCUUUGGAACAGGCCUGUGGUAUCCUGCAGAGGCGGGCGCCCCAGCUCCUCUCUCCUAUGUCCCAGAAUUCAACUCUCUGCUCACAGACCGCAUGACAUUACUGGAGCGAAUCACCAACACUGCUGUUUACCUGGUGCAGCGCAUCGGUGUCCAGUACAUAGCUCUUCCAAAGUAUGACCGUAUCAUGAAGAAAUAUGGCGUCCAGCCUCAGGUGGCCAUGACCGACCUGGUGCAGGGCAGUCGGCUGUGGAUGCUGUGCACUGACUUGGCUCUAGAGUUCCCCCGGCCCACCCUGCCACACGUGGUCUACAUCGGAGGUAUCCUCACCAAGCCACCCAGCCCCCUGCCCGAGGAUUUCGAGGCCUGGGUGAAUGACACUGCGGAGCAUGGCUUUGUGGUGGUGUCUUUUGGAGCUGGGGUGAAGUACCUUUCCCAUGACAUUGCACACAAACUGGCUGGAGCUCUGGCCCGACUGCCACAGCGUGUGGUUUGGAGAUUCUCUGGAGUCCCACCUCGUAACCUUGGCAACAACACCAAGCUGGUAGACUGGAUGCCUCAGAAUGACCUUUUAGGCCAUGCCAACACCAGGGCUUUUCUGAGCCACGGUGGUCUCAACAGCAUCUACGAGGCCAUGUACCAUGGGGUCCCUGUGGUGGGCGUCCCUCUGUUUGGAGACCACUAUGACACAAUGACACGAGUAGCGGCCAAAGGCAUGGGCAUCAUGCUGCACUGGAAGUCAAUGAGUGAAGAUGACCUGUACACCGCACUCACAAGUGUCAUCAAAGAUUCCAAGUACCGUGAGCAGGCGCGCCUCCUCUCCAUCAUUCACAAGGACCAGCCCGGCCACCCGGUCACCAGGGCUGUAUACUGGAUCUGCUACAUCCUGCGGCACAACGGGGCCAAUCACCUCCGCGCCGCUGUGUAUGAUGUGUCUGUGUACCAGUACUUCCUCUUAGAUGUGGUCCUCACUGUAGGCGCUGCGGGAACAUUCCUCAUAUUUGCACUGUCCCGAAUAAGCCGACUUCUGAGGGGAAAAGCCACACAUGUGAAGAGAAGAGGAGCUGGUGCCAGUGGAGAGGAAAGUUUGAUGAAUGGACACUGCCACAGUGAAACACUGGUCAACGGCAAACACAAACGUAAUGGUUCCAUAAAAAGUGAAAAGAAGAGCAAUUAAUACUUCAGUCGGCCACGAGGAGCGGGGAGGACGUGGCCCAAAGACACUGCUCUAGCGUUGCUUUAAUGGUUUGCAAAAAGUUUGAAGACAAAACUGCAGUUCAAAUCUCUGCAUCAAAAGGUCUCUGCUCCUCCUAAAUGUCAUCCUGUAGGAUGCAGUGCUUUGUGAGGUCUGUGGAUUUGUGAGUGAGACAAAAUAAACCUUAACAGCAGCAGCUACAGCUCCACAAAACUAAUUAGGAAAGUUGCUGAGGAUACAACACAUUGGAGAAAACGGUGUCUGCACUUUCUCUCUGACAGCUUCCCUGAUGUCUUCUUGUUUCCUCACAGAGGAGGCAAGUUCAGAGCGCCAAUUUUCUUUCAUCAGAAUUAAAAGUAUAACUGGAAUCCUUUGAAUUUUAACUUAAUUUAAACCGCAAACACUGUUUCAGAUCAGUAGAUGGCACAUUGUAAAUAGAGGUUAAAUCUAUUUAUUAUUUCUGUACAAAGUCUUUCUUGCUUAUUCUUUUUAAAAAUAAUUUAUUUUGUUUUCUCAGUUGUUAUGGCAGUACAUGCCCACCUCUCAGUUAAGGUUAGCAUUGUUGUGUUCUGUUAUUGAGAGCAGCAGCUAGAGCACAUAGAUCCACAGUAUUCAUGGUGCACGGUGGUCCUCAUUUCAAUUUGAAUUAUCUUGUAAUAAAGAAAUAUUUUUCACACAGUGACUGCAUUCUAGUCAGAAAAACUAGGUUUGGCCCUUUACUGUGAACAUUGUUGGAUUGUAUUGUGUUCAUCGGAUGAUGGGAAGGCACUAACUACCACGGAUACUGUGGAUUUCUACAACCAAAACAAAAUGAUCUUGAAACUGAAGCCAUUUUAAUAUCCUCUAACACUCUAUUUUCUAAUUAGCACAUCACUUGAUUGCCAUUGUCAUGGUUAUUUGUUUUGUUGCAAGUGUUAAAUUAAACUGAAGUAAGACUUGUUGGAGUAAAUAAUUUCAGAUUUGAAUGAGGGUGUAAAAUAGUUCAUAAAAAAAUUUUGUAAUGGAAAUUUCUUGAUUCUUAAUGUAUGCCCAAUGAUUUUAGAACAAAUAGAGUAAAUAGUUAGUGCACAGAGUGUAAAUUUUGUUUCAGUGGCUUCACUUGUCUCCUCUCCUGCCAGCAUUAAGAUGCCAUGUGUUAAUUCUUAAUGCAGAUCAAGCAGAGGUGGCAAGCACAGCAAAGAUGCUCCAAUCUCUCGCCAAAUGCAUUGAAGUGGCUGAAAAGAGAUUAUUCAACACCUUGAGCGUGCAUGGCCACCCAAAGGCACACACUCUUCUACAUGAAUAGAUUCAGCUUUCAUACUCUGUGAGCUGUCAAAAUGGCUGAGAACAACCUAACCCAGCUGACACUAAAAGGACUCCACUGCAUACUUGAAUCUUUACCUCACCAUCCUCAAAACAGCUGGGAAUCAAAGGGUUGUUCCCAUCAGUCACUUAAGCUAUGAGCAGAGUCUAGAUAAAGCAGCUUUUUCUCAGUAUUCGUUGUGAGCUCGUAUCCUUUGCUCUCUUACAUGUGAUGUGUAUUUUAUUUCUUUAUCCCUUUAUGAAGCCUUUGAAAGGGCACUGUCUCAUGCAUUUUGUCACCCUGUUUUUACAUUUUGUGUAUUGCGCUGACACAUGUGUUCCCCUUUAGUUCUUUUAUCCUUGUAGUUUUUAAACUUGAUAGCUUUAUUUACCUUUUUUAGAUUUUUAUUUCUAGGUUAUACAAUUCUCCAAAUUGAUUGAUGUAAGAGUCCCAUUGUUGUACAUAGAACAGUGUAAAAAAAAUACUAAUUCUCAAUUAAAAAAACCUUUGCAG
Messenger RNA from Periophthalmus magnuspinnatus, 3650 nucleotides. RefSeq names its product UDP glycosyltransferase 8 (gene ugt8). Gene Ontology annotation, molecular function: UDP-glycosyltransferase activity. The transcript has 6 exons. The record is from RefSeq and is a predicted model, not a curated record. Lineage: Eukaryota; Metazoa; Chordata; Actinopteri; Gobiiformes; Gobiidae. The coding region runs from base 188 to 1837 and encodes 549 amino acids.